UCCACCUUCAUACGGUUCACCUACUCCGCACAUUCGCAACCAUGGCGCGCAAUGCUGAAAAGUCGCAGUCGAUGCUGUUCCGCUUUAGGGCGCAGCAGGCAGCAGAUCUGGGCAUCGUCGACAUCAACCGCACGAAGCGACCGAAAGCCAUCUCUCAGCAAGAACACAUUCCCACCUGUGAGCGAUGGCGCGGGCAAGUGCUCAAGGAGAUCAGUCGGAAAGUCUCCAAGAUCCAGGACCCGGCUCUGAGUGACUUCCAAAUCCGCGACAUCAACGACGAGCUGAACAAGCUGUUCAAGGAAAAAUGGCAAUGGGAGAUGCGGAUACGAGAGCUAGGCGGGCCGAAUUACAUGCGCGGAGGCGGCAAAAUGACUGACGAUGAAGGGAGAGUGAUCGAGGGAGGUGGGAAGGGUUAUCGAUAUUUUGGCCGGGCGCGAGAACUGCCUGGUGUCAAGGAAUUGUUCGAAGCUGCGACGGCAAAACCGGAGAAGGAAGUCAAGGAGACGAGACACGACCUGAGGUUGCGUGUCGAUGCUGCGUACUAUGGCUAUAAUCUGGACGAAGAAGAUGUGACGUUGUUACAACAUGAAGCGCAGAGGGAGAAAGAGGCAUUGGAGGCGCUCGAAGGCGAGGACGACGCUGCAGACGGGGACUUUGAACCUCUGCCCGGCGACGCUGGAGACGGCAUAGCAUGGAAAUUACCUACUGCAGAGGAAGUCGAGGUUGAGCUGUUGGAGAGGCGGAAGCGGAAACUGCUUGACAAACUCUGAAGGUCCUACGAACCUCGAACCACCAGCCAAUCUCACCUUGGGAGACAUGCCUCACCACAGCAGCUGCUGCGUUGUCCCAGCAGAAAUUUUGCUGCGGCGACAACUGGUCUUCGCGCAUCACGCGCCGUGCAGCAGUGAGACGAUAUUGGAUCGACACUUCCUCACUGAAGCUCGCUGAAAUCGCGCAUUCUCAGCAUUGUCUACCUACCGCGAAGCCUGGCAUCCCAACUCAGAGUUCUCGCGAUAGUCAUCGGACAUGCUCGUAUGGGUCUCAUGGUCUUACAGAGCUCCCUUAGUUCCGCUAAGGAAGGCGCCUUGGAACCAUGUGUGGUCGAUCGGGAUAUCCCAGGGUCCGAACCAUGCUCUUCGAAGUUCUGCCAACAGACUCUGCCAGAUUCCAGACAUCUUCCAUCCGCGGAGUUCAUGCCCACGAAGGAUCGUGUAUCGAAAUGCCUCUGGACCAAAUGUCGGCCGCGAGCCUGGAGUAAGAUAGUCAUAUAAGGCGCCUCAGAAGCAUUGACUUGAAAACAUAUAUGAUAACGACCUCCUGUCACGUUCGAGCGUACCCUGGACUUUCACUGCUUCCCUUCCCUUGCUGCAUAGCGUCUGACACGCCAAACGAGCAGCCAAUGACCAGCCAGAAGGAUGUCACUGGAGUCGCCGUGUUGCAUGUACGACCACCACAUUCCGAUGCCUUAUUAUCCCACGA
Molecule: messenger RNA, 1479 nt
Organism: Cercospora beticola
Lineage: Eukaryota; Fungi; Ascomycota; Dothideomycetes; Mycosphaerellales; Mycosphaerellaceae
Gene: ISY1
Product: Isy1p
Biological process (GO): generation of catalytic spliceosome for second transesterification step; mRNA 3'-splice site recognition
Cellular component (GO): post-spliceosomal complex; catalytic step 2 spliceosome; Prp19 complex
Source: RefSeq, a predicted model, not a curated record